Molecule: messenger RNA, 7212 nt
Organism: Aureobasidium vineae
Lineage: Eukaryota; Fungi; Ascomycota; Dothideomycetes; Dothideales; Saccotheciaceae
Source: the annotation of a GenBank genome assembly
CGACUAUCAAAUUUUACAACCACCACUCCCGAAUCAUUACGGAGUAUCCAUGAUGACCUCAUCAGACUAUCCAUCUUCUUUGAUGAUAAUGGCCAGAACGACAUACAAGACCAGUUCCGCCAAAUCCGAGGCUUUCAAGCAAUCAUUUAUGUUCUGGAAGUAACAACUCGAUGUGUGGAAGCACAAGGAGAACUGACGGAUAUCUCUUUUGAAGAGAACUUCAUCCAAAUCGCAAUUGAUGUGCUAAACAUCUUGACCAAAGCACUACGUCGGCACCAUGGAAACUCUCGUUACUUCACCAAGCGAGUCUCUAGCGGAGGAUGGCAAGCUCUCCGUCACCUCAUCCAACACGCUUCUUGCAUCAUUGCGAGCUCAACCUCUAGUGGGCUUCGGUUCAACAAUCUAUUGAGACUUUUCUGCGCCACUUUAGCAUUGGCACUUGGGGACAAUGCGUUCAGCAACGCUCUCAAGCCUCUCUGGUUCGAAGGUCCGGAUAGUCCGCAGAGCGCAGUUAACGGAGAUGCUUCUUCAGAGGCAAAUCCUGAUUACAAAGCCGUGACAGAGACAUCAACUCCUGAAAAGAUGCAGAUUCUGGUUCGUGAGUGCUUCGACCGAGAUGAACGGAUCCUCAACUCUGAGGCUGUGACUAUCAUGUCAGAUUUCUACACGCCAUUUGGGUACGGGAAAGAGACCGCUGGUGAUCACAUAGCUGCUCUGCCAACUGUCAUCUUGACCGUACUUGAUUGCCUUGUUGAAACAUCAGCAAGCAACAGAAUUGCAAUUCAUGACGCUGGCACACUGUCAGUUUUGUUGCCUCGCUUGGCUGAUAAGGGCAUGGAGGAAUAUGAGGCCACGCUAUUACAAAAGCUCUGUAAAUCGUUGCUUCCACUUGGGACACGUCGAUUGGAAGAGACAGCUCAAAUAUUCAAAUUGGCCUGCGAAGAUGAUUCCGCCAAAGAGAUAUUGUUAGAGGCUUUGCAGAAGUCUAAACAGCCUCCUGCUAUCCAGUUCGAUUUGUCAUACUCCGGGCAUUGCUCUAUUGAGCUUGCGUCCCUGCCACGGCCUUUUCCACCACCUACCGGCUACACAUUCUCGUCUUGGAUCAAGAUCGAUCAAUUUGAUUCAGACUGUCAUACCACGAUAUUCGGAGCAUUUGACGCCAGCCAAACAUGUUUUGUUCUUGUGUACAUCGAAAAGGACACCCAUCAGCUAAUUCUGCAGACAUCAGUCACUGCGAAGAGACCCAGUGUACGAUUCAAGAAGUUUAGAUGUGGAGCUGGAGAGUGGUACCAUAUCGCUAUAGUGCAUCGCCCUUCUAGAACAAGCGGUUCGAGUCCAGCCAUACUCUAUGUCAACGGACGCUGCAUCGAAGAGCAGCACUGCCCGUACCCAGAAGCGCCUCCGCUUAUACCAGAACCCCGAGCUCCUGUUCCUUCUCAAGUUGUUAACACCACUCGACGACCAGUCCAGGCUUUCUUCGGCACCCCUCAGGAUCUUGCUUCCCAAGCAGCCGAUCGUGUCUUGAGGUUGAAGUGGUCUCUUGCAAGCGCUUAUCUGAUUGACGCAUCCCUUUCUCCAGAGUUAGUUGCGGUUCACCAGAAGCUUGGUCCACGCUAUUGUGGCAACUUUCAAGACUGUGUGGGACCUNUUUUGACAUAUCGCGCUUCCGCCGAGCUCAACCGAUACAACGAGAUGCUGCACGCGGACAAAGACGACAAAUCCGAAAUCGUCAAGGCUACACAAUCCCAGGGCAGUGAGCUCCUCCCAGAAGGCAAACUCUUGAUCAGUAUGUCAGCUUCAACGAUUGUGAACAUGAACGGUUUUCUGGCAAACGGUGUCAACGUUGCAGGCAUGCUGAAUGAAAAAGCUGCGGCACAUCUUCAGUCUCUCACGCUCAAGCUUCUCUUCCAAUGCAUACUGGACAAUUGGCGAACCAGUGAAGUCAUGGAGAAGGACAACGGAUUUGGCAUUCUCGCAGUCUUACUACGAGAAAAAAUUGGAAUAUACACCAGCGGCCCCGGUGGCAAUAGAACUGUCCCAGUAGCAAAGACCAUGCAACAGAGGGAAGAGCUGGCAUUGAGACUUCUUAGAGUUGUACUGGCAUUUGUUGGCUAUGACAUCAAGAGCCCCGAAAACUCUUUGCUCAUCAACCCUAUGGCUUACAGAGUUCUACUUGUAGAUUUCGACACUUGGCGUACUAUAAGUACCGAGACUCAGAAACUCUACUACCAGCAGAUCGCUGGAUUUGUCUGGAAAAACAACAAUCAGAUUUUCAACAUGAAACGCUACAACAAGAUGAGAGUUGUUCGUAGAUUUCUCGAUGCUCUCAAAGUUGAUUCCAUCAACCCUGAAGUCUUGCCAGAAAUUUUACAUGCUUUGAGAGCUCUCAGCUUGUGUAAAACAGCACACCUCAAUCAUCGAGAUAUUGCUACAUUUGUUACAUAUGCGCUACAUGACGACAGAGCCUUGCAGUCGACUAAUCCGCUCCUGAGGACACCUCGGAACAGAUCCGCAUCAAUCAAGCUACCAUCUCCUAGAUUGGUCGCACCUGAGACGUCCAGCCCAUCACCAACAUCAGCGUCACCAAGUCCAGCCAGACUCAGUCAAUCAAAUCUUGGUGUCAGCAUCGUUGAGACAUACUCAGAGGUUCUUUGUGGUUUCGAAACCAACACGCAUAUCAAGCGUUUUGAUCAGCAGGUACCUACGCGAUGGAUUCUUCAUUUGUUGGCGGAGCCUGACUCACGCGUCGUUGGUUCUGCACUCUCGAUCAUAUCAAGAGCAAUCGUCGAGAUACCGAGUUUCAAAUCAAAGUUCACGGAGAAGAACAAUGGCUUCACCACACUGCAAGCUAGACUGCGGAGCCACUGGACAUCUCCAAGAGUGUGGAUGGGUUGCUUUGCCAUUCUGUUUGGUCGUCCAUUCGUUUGUCAAGAAGAUGCUGACGAGCUUACCAUUUUCCAGCUCAUGGAAGCAUUUAUGCAGCAAGGAGAGUCUGAGAUACGACAUCCCGAAAUCUUCCCAGCAAUAUCGAGCAUGUUAGAAGCAGGGCUCAGAACUGUCGUCAAAGAUUCUUCGCAUCAGAAGGAUAAUGAGGACGCGGCCGAGUUGAACACAAUCCCAAAGACGAUCAUUCAGUUCCUUACAGAUGUUCAUGCGCGGAGUAGGUCGUUCCGAGACUUUGCGGUGGACUCCCACUAUGUACAGGAACUGCUUUUCGUGUUGUUCCCACUCAUCACGAGUGCCGAUCGACUUAGCGCAUCCGCCGAAUUAGCAUCUGAAAGCCCGCUGAAUUUCCAGGGCCGCGAAGUUGUUCUGCGACCUCAUUCCAAUUCGCUGGGCGAAAGACCGGCUGUACUUAGAAGUGGUUCCAGCAGGACAUUGCCUACUCAAAACCGCCCGAACCAACUUCAGAUCCCUCGCAGGACAUCUUCUUUCGUUUUUGUUAAUCCCACCGCGUCCGAGGUCAAACAGUCUACUGUGUCAACACGGUUCAACGCGAUAAUGUCUCCCACCACAAGCAGACCGGUUAAGAUCAAUGUCGGCAAUGCGAUUGUCGAGUCCCUACUUGAACUUGUAGUCAUGGUAUACCUCGAACAAGUCUCGCAACGCAAAGACUUUGCAGGCUUUGGUCUAUUUCUCAAAGUUCCGCCUGGCUUCCAGGAACAUCAGGCAUAUUUUGAGUCAUACGUUCUGCUUCACACCAUGCAUCAGCUAUGGAACCAUCUUCAGCUGAAUCAGGAGUUGAUGAUCGAGCCCAGAACUUUGACGAACCUGGCUCGAUACAGCUUACAUAUGGCUGAGGCUGUGUUCGAAGGCUGGUUUAUUGAUGGAGCCCAGCCACUACUCGAUUUUACUGGCAAGGCACUGGAGUACCUUCAACAACCAGCCGUAUUGAUUUGUUAUCUUCUAUACAUCAAGAUGACCUCGCCAUCGUUUCCAGUGCGGCAUGCUGCUGCCUCAUUGUGGAGGAUGUUGCUUGUACAGAAGCCAACAGAAGCAGCUACCAUCCUGAUACAGAACGCUGAUCCAAAUCAGCGUCACAUCUCUACUGGCCUGAUCAAGCUUGCUGCACACGAUGAUGACGAGCUUCUACAAUGGAUUGACCAGAACCGAAAACCGCUGGAUGAGUUCUUCCAUGAAACCAUGUCGAGAUUCUGGGAUGAAUUUGUCGGCUCUGAAAACCAGAAGACCGAAGAAUCGGCCAGAAACCGUCUUGCUAAGCGCAAGGAGAAGCUGAAACAAUGGAGAACGACAGAGACCGAGCUUGAUAAUGUUGCACAUCGUUUUGAAGUGUCCACUAGGCACUGGCGAUCGAACAUCCAUUCCCAAGAGCGACUGAAGUAUCAAGGCGCGCUACAGGACCAGCAAGAGAACCUGAAUCAUAUACAAACUGUCAUUUCCAGGCUUGAAACUCUCCUGAAGCAACCUUCAGGCCUCUUCCCCGAGAAAGAACCAUUUAAAUGGCAACUCGAUCAGACAGAAUCGCGCAAUAGAAUGCGUAUACGAAUAGUGCCAGACUCACGACGAGAUCAAGAGGCAUUCCAGCCGAAGCGCAAAGCCUCUGAGCGUGCGUCGCAUACAAAGCUUAGAAUCGACACACAAUCUCGUCCAGGCUUGUCGGACAAUAUAGUCUCGGCGGAACCUACACCGAGGACUCCUGCCAACCUCGGUAUUCCUCACUUCGAAGACACUCCAUCAACAUCAAGAGAUGACUCUAUCUCAGGCUCUGCGCUUCUUGACGGCGAAUUUGAGAUGGUGGAUGACCCUAAAGACGGCGAGGAAGGAUUUGAAGACAAGAACCGUAAAGUGUUGAAAAGUCUGCAGCGCGGCGAUCGUGUACAGAACAUCUGCAAUGUUUCUCGUGUUGUGGGCUUGGAAGCCUUUGAAGGUCUGCUGAUCAUUGGCAAGAAAUGCUUGUAUCUUCAGGACGAAAUGUUCCAAAGAUCUGAUGGCGAAAUUGUCAGCGUUGUUCAUGCUCCCGACGAAGAACGCGACCCUUACGUUCAGUUAAUCUCAGGUAAAGAGGUUAAAACCAAGCGAAAGCAACGCGCGGAAAGAGAGCCUGCAAGACAUUGGACUUGGCAGGAGCUAUUGCAUAUCUCAAAACGCCGCUUCCUGUUCCGAGAUGUCGCACUAGAAGUCUUCUUCACCGACGGUCGUAGCUACCUUUUGACGUUUAUGACGCCAACAGCACGCAACGAUGUUUACGCAAAUCUCGCAGGGAAAUCACCGUUAGUCUAUGGUUCACUAUCAUCCUUGCCUGCCGAGGACGCUUGGAGACUCGACUCAUUGAGAAAUCCAGAGGAAACACCACAAAGCUUUGGCUACAAAUUUGCAAAUGUCUUCAACCCAACAUCAUCCAACGCAGCAACUCGACGAUGGACCCGUGGCGAGAUAUCGAACUUCCAAUAUCUCAUGCUUGUCAAUAACAUGGCCGGCAGAACUUUCAACGACCUCACGCAGUAUCCUGUGUUUCCUUGGAUUCUCGCAGACUAUACUAGCGAAGAACUCGAUCUGACCGACCCUCGAAGUUUCCGUGAUCUCUCCAAACCGAUGGGCUGUCAACAUCCUGCGCGCGAGUCCGAGUUCCGCGAACGUUACCGAGCCUUUGCCGAGAUGGGUGAUGAACACUCUCCACCUUUCCACUAUGGUACUCAUUACUCUUCGGCCAUGAUCGUCUCUUCAUACCUCAUUCGACUACCGCCGUUCGUGCAGUCUUACUUGCUGCUCCAAGGUGGCAACUUCGAUCACGCAGACAGGCUGUUUGACUCAGUCGAGAAGGCAUGGUUGUCUGCAUCAAAGGAGAACAUGACCGAUGUUCGUGAAUUGACACCGGAGUUCUUCUGCCUGCCUGAGUUUUUGCAAAACAUCAACGGCUACGACUUCGGCCAAAAGCAAGGCAGUGGCCAAACAAUCAAUGAUGUUGUUCUGCCACCUUGGGCUAAGGGAGACCCACACAUCUUCAUUGCAAAGCAUAGAGAAGCUCUCGAGAGCCCAUAUGUUAGUCAACAUCUUCAAGAGUGGAUUGAUCUCAUUUUUGGAUACAAACAACGCGGCGAAGCAGCACUCGAAGCCACUAAUGUGUUCCAUCAUCUUUCGUACCAAGGUGCCAAGGACCUGGACACCAUGCAAGAUGAGGUUGAAAAACUUGCAACCAUUGGAAUCAUCCACAACUUUGGACAAACACCUCAUCAAGUCUUCCAGCGCGCACAUCCCAGAAGAGAAGAAGAGAAACACAGAGUGGAAAGACUCGAUACCAUUGCAGAGUCGCUGACCAAGCUACCAUUCCCCUUGCAUGAGAGCCAUGAACGAGUCACGGCAUUGACAUACUCGCCUAGCCAGGAGCGCUUGUUAUGCUCUCCUCCUUGCAAGCUCAAUGUCCCACCGGCUUGCAAGAGCUAUCUACAGUGGGGCUUCGCAGACAACAGUCUUCGUUUCUUCACCGCCGAUAAUAGAAGAAUGCUUGGCUUGUACGAGAACCUGCAUAUAGGACAAAUCAGUACCGCCCUCUUUGCAGAUUCGAAGACGCUCAUCACAGGAGGUGCAGAUAGCACGAUUGGCGUGUGGACCAUUGGCUUCAGCUCAGACUCUGCAGACAUUCAGUCAAGAACCUAUCUCUUCGGCCAUCGCACGCCCAUUAGCGUUCUUGCCGCCUCACGCGCGUUUAGCACUUUGGUAUCUGCAUCAGUCGACGGUCAAGUGUUCCUUUGGGAUCUCAACCGUUUCGACUGUGUGCGUAUCCUCCAGGAAGCANAUAACGGCAGCCGCACAAUCCAGUGUGCUAAGGUCAAUAACUUGACUGGGCACAUUGUCCUCUGCAGCGGAGCGUUCGUCAGAGUACUCACUUUGAAUGGACAUCUACUCGUAGAACAAAAGGUCUGCGAUGCAGAAGAUGACGAGAUCACCUGCUGUGCUUUCUACGAAGGCGCUGCCAACGAGUGGGUAGAGCGAGUAUUGCUCUUUACAGGCCACAAACGUGGUAUCGUAAAUCUAAUGCAUCGUAACAGGNUCUGGUCACUCGUCACACUCCGCGAUGGAGCAUGGCAUCUGCAACUCAUCAAGCGAUUGAUGCAUGUUGAGCCAACGCGAGGCGAGCCGAACAUUCAAGUCCCCACCAUCGCUUGUGUUCUUCCCAUGCCUCAAGCUGUGUAUACUGGUGAUGAAGAUGGCAAAGUUAGACAUGGAGCUGGUUCUUUUGGCGGCUGGCGAUGA